Messenger RNA from Botrytis cinerea B05.10, 1563 nucleotides. RefSeq lists its product as hypothetical. Bases 210 to 1424 code for a protein of 404 amino acids. Gene Ontology annotation, molecular function: O-methyltransferase activity. Lineage: Eukaryota; Fungi; Ascomycota; Leotiomycetes; Helotiales; Sclerotiniaceae. The transcript has 6 exons. The record is from RefSeq and is a predicted model, not a curated record.
GGUGUAGCGUAUUUGGAAUGAGCUGAAGUGAAGACAUGACGUUCUACAGACUGUUAGAAUCUACGUGAUGUUGCAGGUAUAAAGACGCGUCGACCUAAAACUCCCCGAGUUGGAUUUCACCAUAUUUAUCGGUUUCCACCAGUCAGUUACAUAUAGUUCAAUCACGCAGUAAACUUUUCAACGAGUCAAUCAUACAUAUUUACCCCGAAAUGGCAAAUCCAGAAGCCCAGAAAAUUUUAGAAAAUCUGAGUACACUACUAUCCGAUGCUUCAUAUGGAAGUUCUUCGAAAAACCAACAAGAAGCUGUGAGGUUGAGUAAGGCGCUUACCGCGGCGAUUGAAGCACCGGAGAAUGUUGCCAUGGAACUUGCUUUUUCGACGUUCAUACCUAUGAGCGCACGAAUUGCAGUAGAUCUAAAUCUUUUCGAGCAUAUUGUUAAAUAUGAGCCUGUUAAUGUUGUAAAAUUGGCAGAGUUGUCGGGUGCGGAAGAGUUGUUGUUAAAAAGAAUAUUGAGACCUCUCUCCUCUACAAAUUUCGUCAAGGAAGUGGCCGAGGAGACUUGGGGGGCUACUCCUGUUACGAAAGCCAUGACGCAGAAGGGUAUUGCGGCUGGUCACCGGAUGUUAUUCGCAACCUCCAUGCUAGCCGCUCUCCACGCCCCUCGCUAUUUUCUGGAAACAAGCCACACCUCUCCGACAAACCCCCACGAUGGCCUCAUGCAAUACGCACACGGAACCAAACUACAAAGUUUCGACUAUUUCUGCACCAUGCCUGGGAAUGUGAUUGGAGAUUUUAAUACUUUUAUGGGGAAUACGAUGGGGGCGCGGAAAUAUUGGUUGGAUUGGUGGCCGGUGGAGGAGAGAGUUUUUGAAGGGAUGAAAGUAGGGAAUGAGGAGGAAAACACGCUGUUGGUAGAUGUGGGUGGAGGGAAGGGUCAUGAUGUGAUGGCUUUUAAGCAAAGAUUUGGGGGAAGGGGAAAGGGGUUGGGGAGAUUGAUAUUGCAAGACCAACCGCAUGUUUUGGAGGAGAUUGGCAAGGGUGAAUUAGGCGAGGGGAUAGAGAAGUGUGGAUAUGAUUUUUUUACUGAACAGCCUGUUAAGAACUCUAGAAUUUAUUUCUACCACCAUAUUCUCCACGACUGGUCUGACUACAAAUGUCUUGAAAUCCUACGCGUUCUUAAGAGUGCAAUGAAACCAAAUUACUCAAAACUCAUCAUUCAUGAGAUGAUCGUACCUGAAUCCGGGGCAUCAACAUAUCACGCUCUUUUGGAUUUGACAAUGAUGGCUUUUAAUAGUGGGAUUGAGAGGACAGGGAAAGAAUGGAGGGAGUUACUCGCAAAAGCUGGGUUUGAAGUCAUGGGUAUUUGGGUCCCUGGGGAUGAACCAGAUGCAGAUGGGAUCAUAGAAGCUAUUGUUAGAGAGUAGAAUUAUUCCCCUGUUAAAUAGUACAUAGAUGAUUGCAUAAGUGUCACCUAUCACUUAGUAUUGUCCGUUCACGUCUCUCAAUUCAAGAGAGAAUAUUCACUUUUUUUUAUUUUAAAUGAGCCACUGAAUCGAAGAUAUA